AUGCCGGCGGAGAGUCAGGAAAACUCCGCCGUCCCCAUCCCCAAGGUAGGGACACUACGCACACCACAGCUUGGCGCGCACACAGCGGGCAGCAGGCCCUGCUCGGCGCCGGGGCGGAGGCUGCUGGCCAGAAGAGCCCUGAGCACUCGGUCAAGAGCUGCCAUCCCUUUUCAAGCACAGGGCUGUCACCUGCGGUCUGACAGGGACCAGGACGUGGGUGAUACCCAUGAUGCCUCUAUUGACGCAGAAAUCUCUUCUUGGGCGGGGGAGGGGGGCUUUGAGAAAUGCUUUCAUCAGGCAGAUGCAGGCCCGUCUAGACCCGGCCUUGACGGGCCACUCUCACGGCGACCGCUCAGCUGGGAAGGCGCAGUGGAGCUGCGCUGCGUCGCCCGGGAAUGGCCGGCCAGGAGAGGCGCCCUGACAGACCAAACCUACUCUACUUUGUGCCAGAGGCAAACAACUCUUGAAUUUAAAGUUCUGUUCCCUUGGAAACCAGAUAAAAGUGGAAUGUCAACUGUUUCAAGGCGAUGUUGCUUAGGGCACAGCCCUGCAGUGUGUCUGGCCUGCCUCCAUGUGCCGGUGUUACCUUCAGUCCCUGCGUCUGUCUCUUGGGUAAGGAUCACAUCCGGAAGUUCAUUGUCAGGGUUCCCUAAGGCCCUCUUUGGGAGUACCGUGAACGAGCGGCACAGCCUACCACACCCCAGUGUCCAGGAGUCUAUGGAGAAGAGUCCUGCUCUGGUUUGGCAGCCCUGACCCAGACUGCAUCACGGGGACCGUGAUGAGAACCUCACAGGGGUCAAGUGCAAAAGAUGUUACCAAUUAGUCACCAAGGUGGCACCAGCCAGGGUGAGAGCUGGUAGGGCCCUCAGAAGUCUCCUCAUCUGAAACCCUCAUGGCCACAUGAGCCCAAAGAGGGGAAAUGACCCACCCAAAGCCUCACAAUAAAUAGUUAGACUGACUAGCACCUCCACGUUGGCCUUGGUGUCAGAGGACUUGGCUUCAAACGCCUGCUUUGGUGCUUCCUGGGAGGCGACCUUACAUGUCCUCAUCUAUCAAAUGAGUUUGCUGUGAAGAUUUAAAGACUGACUCUAAUUCCUGUGGAGUAGUUCAUGGGGCCUGCAGUGACACGACAGUGUCCGUUACACCUUCUCCUGCAGCCCCAGCAGAACUGAGGCUGUGUGGCGCUGGCCUGGAGUAUCUGGCCCCAGGUUGGCGCAAGCUGGGCGAGCCUGCGUCUCUCCUCACCCCAUGACGACGGUGACAAGGAUGAACCCAGCCAUGGAGGCUCUCAGAGCUGCUGACCCAACUACUGCUCUUCCUGCUUGGGCUUCGAGCAGCUUCCGCGCUCCCUGCUGUCUCGCUGCACCAGAGCACAGCCCUCUCAGGGCAGAGAACGGACUCCACACUGCUUCCCAGUGGGCAUCUGGCAGCCAGCCUACUUUUUAGGGACUGCUGGAAUCAGAAGAACUCUUGGGGAUCACCUUGUCUACACACCUCCUUUAAGGAUGAGGAAACUAGGGCCAAGAAAGGGGAGUGUUCUGUCGACUGAUUAAAACCACACU
Messenger RNA from Zalophus californianus (California sea lion), 1562 nucleotides. RefSeq lists its product as uncharacterized. The coding region runs from base 1 to 753 and encodes 250 amino acids. The transcript is spliced from 6 exons. The record is from RefSeq and is a predicted model, not a curated record. NCBI's taxonomy places the organism in Eukaryota, Metazoa, Chordata, Mammalia, Carnivora, Otariidae.